Messenger RNA from Notolabrus celidotus (New Zealand spotty), 5378 nucleotides. It is a transcript of the gene kcnc2, whose product is annotated as potassium voltage-gated channel, Shaw-related subfamily, member 2. The coding region runs from base 488 to 1756 and encodes 422 amino acids. Gene Ontology annotation, molecular function: delayed rectifier potassium channel activity. The transcript has 7 exons. Gene Ontology annotation, biological process: potassium ion transmembrane transport. Gene Ontology annotation, cellular component: dendrite membrane; neuronal cell body membrane; voltage-gated potassium channel complex. The record is from RefSeq and is a predicted model, not a curated record. Lineage: Eukaryota; Metazoa; Chordata; Actinopteri; Labriformes; Labridae.
CUAAACGCACCAUUUCACAGUAGAAGAAGAAGUUACCUAGCUUGGUUAGGAUAACAUGAUAGCAAACGUUUGCUAGUAUGACAUAUUCAGAAGACACUUUGUUGGAGUCGUGUUUUGGUCAACUUGACAGAUAUAAGUCCAGUCAGUGUUCCUUUUAAUUAUAUUUCGCUUUCUACUAACUAAUGAGGACAUUUUCAGUCUUUGUUUGGACCUAACCCAACCUGAGUACAGUAGUGUCUCUGCAGGUUGAGGUUGUAACGUUAUCUUUAACCAAAUAAAACACCUCAGAGAUUGAAACAUGAUUCCCAGAAGGCACAGUCUGUGACCUCUACACUUGAGCUCAGCUGGAGGAACUGCUGAUGUUCCCUGUGUAUCCUGCAGAUGGCACCACAGGAACACUGUAACAGUAACUGCAUCAAGGGACUCGACAACAAGUCGGCCAGGUGGAUUCACAAUCACACUGCUGCGCCCCUGUCAUCUGAGGCUGAUGGACGUGGCUCCUUCCACAGAACAGUUUAUUGCCUUUGUGUCUUUGUUCUUCAUCCUGGUCUCCAUCACCACCUUCUGCCUGGAGACUCACGAGGCUUUCAACACCAUCAUCAACAAGACUGAGCUCAUGCGGAACAGCAGCGUGCCGGACUCAGGCCCACAGUAUGAGAUUGAAACCGACCCUGCACUCACCUACGUGGAGGGUGUUUGUGUUUUCUGGUUCACCAUUGAGUUCUUGGUGCGUGUGACCUUCUGUCCGGUCAAGUUGGAAUUUUUUAAGAGUUUACUCAACAUUAUUGACUUCGUGGCCAUCCUGCCUUUCUACUUGGAGGUAGGGCUGAGUGGCCUUUCCUCGAAGGCUGCCAAGGAUGUGUUGGGUUUCCUCAGGGUGGUGCGCUUUGUUCGUAUCCUGCGUAUCUUCAAGCUGACACGUCAUUUUGUGGGUUUAAGGGUGCUUGGCCACACAUUACGUGCCAGCACCAAUGAAUUCCUGCUGCUCAUCAUCUUCCUGGCGUUGGGAGUGUUAAUUUUUGCCACUAUGAUCUACUACGCCGAAAGAAUUGGUGCUAAGCCAAAUGACCCGAGUGCUGCCGCCCACACCGAGUUCAAAAACAUCCCUAUUGGCUUCUGGUGGGCUGUGGUAACAAUGACAACACUGGGCUAUGGCGAUAUGUAUCCAAAGACAUGGUCAGGCAUGGUUGUGGGUGCUUUGUGCGCCUUGGCGGGUGUGCUGACGAUAGCAAUGCCCGUGCCUGUUAUCGUCAAUAACUUUGGGAUGUACUACUCUCUGGCCAUGGCCAAGCAGAAGCUGCCCAAGAAGAGGAAGAAACACAUCCCUCAGGUGGUGCAGGGAGGUUCCCCCAUCUACUGCAAAGCUGAUCUCAACACCACCUGCAACAGCACUCAAGGGGACUUGUGCCAUGUCAAAGGGACCAGGGUACUGGAACGCAACCGUUCAGUCCUGUCAGCUGACUGCAGCGGGGGCAGUGACCUGACUCUGUCCCCGGAGGAGAGGGUCCCCAUGAGAAGGUCCAGCACCCGGGAGCAGGACCGUCAGAGCGGGGGAACGUGCUUCCUGCUCGCUGCUAGUGACUACACCUGCCCUGCAGACGGAGGGCUCCGGAAAACAGGCUAUGAGAAAUCCCGGAGCUUAAACAACAUAGCGGGCGUGGCCGGUAACGCCCUGAGGGUGUCGCCUGUGACCUCGCCGUAUGGAUCUCCGUGCCCCCUGCGGCGCUCCCGCUCCCCCAUUCCCUCCAUCCUGUGAGACGUCCAGCCCUCCGCCACUUUGGCCUAAACCACCCCACACCUUCCCCCACACACACCAUCUCCCUUUGGUAUUACACCCAAACUCUUCUAGAUGUUGUGGCUAGUGGAUGAGUACCUUUGUAGCUACGUUUUCUGUUAGCAGCUGCGGCUAACUCUUCACCUUUCUGCUCUUUUCAUGAAGGUACGUGUGCUUAGCUUAGCUUUAGUCACCCCUCCUGUGUCACUUGGAGUUUAGCUCGAUAUUGCCCCAUUUUGAGACUUGCAAUAACAGACUCUACUGGUGGCUUCAGAAGUAGCAGCCAUAACAUUUAAUAAAGGACACAUUACUAAUCAGGGAUAUUAGAUGUUGCUAUAUUUAGAUACUUUGAAAAAGAUGUGCUUCCAAAAAAAGAAAGAGAGAUGUCACUUCAUUUUAAACCUCAUACGACUGUGACUUUGUCUUUGUUUUAUUUUUGGGCUGGGAACAGGAGGGGAGGAGGCUUUGUCUUUCAGGAGUGUUGUUUUUAUUUUUGGACACGUACACGUCUGUCACUCACCUGCUGCUGGGCCUGCUCAUGUUCUGCAUGGAUCAUCCUGUAACCAUCGUCUGCGAGCCACGAGGCGAGGGGAGAAGGGAUGAGACACGACAACAUAUACAUCCAUACAGAGUGUUUUUAAUUUCUUGUUAUUAUGUUCGGGGUUUAGAGGGUUACAGCUGACUUGUAACGUGUCUCAUUUUGCCAUUGGCUUCACCAACAAUCCACCGAGGAGACAAAAGCACAGAGUACCAGCUGGGUGUUCGUUUCUCUCUGCAUGUGGGUUUUCAUUCAUCUGCUGCUAUUUUCCGAUUAACUUUCUCCCCGCCUCCUGUAUGUUUUCUUUCCUUUGAUGGAGUGCCCAACAAAGCUGUUGUGUCUCUGGUUGUUUGCUCACAGAUAACUGCAAAGAGGUUGUCUUUACUGGUUUCACACAAGCAGAGAGCAGUGUUCUGUCUUAAUGACUCCACGGAAGGCACCGCCAUGUCGGACAGGUAAAACUCUGAGCGAGCUCGGUCACAUCGCAGUGCCUCUCGUUUCUUUUUAUGUCACGAAUUAAAACUUGUGUUUACGUGAGCGGUGCUCAAAAGUUUCUUUUGGCAAUCCCAGACAAGAGCAGAAAAACAUGCAUCCUGAUAGCAUCGUUAAAGGUGCUGCUUGUAGCAUUCUGAUCCAAGGAUUAUCCCCAUGUCCGGUCUGAUUAGUGUAAAAGCAUCUUUCAGGGAAGAACUGCAGUUUGCAUCAUGUGAAACCAGAUGUGUUUGUACAUUUGCAUGAUUUUCACCCUAAAACAUGGUAACACUUAAAGAUAAAUAGAAUAAGGACUGUGUCCACUAACGUCUUCUUUUGUGCUGUUAGUGCUGUAGACUGUGUAAAACAUGGAAGUAGUCUCCGUGACGUCACCCAUUGAUUUUUGAAGCGGUGUUUAAAGCCUGUCGUUGGAGGUCGCCAUGUUGCCUGACUCAACCUAACUUUUGGUCGACCUUACAAGAGGCCAAGAGGGGGAGUUGAAGCGGGCGUUUAGCCUCAUCGCUAACAGCUUCAUUUCGUCCACUUGUUAGUAAAGUCAGCUGUGCCUCUAAUUAGAGAAUAACUUAAAAAUGCUUUUUUUUAUAUUCACCUUUGUACCGUGUGUUCUGAUAGACCUAAAUCCUUUUUUAAACAUGUUUAUUUUUGCUUCAGAGGUCAGCUUUUCUGAACAGGUGUGUAGUGGCCCAUGAGGCUUUUACAGCCAGCCUCCAAUGGACACUUCAGGAACUGCAGUUUUUAACACUUCUGCAUUGGCUUCUUUUCUAAAGACCAGAAGUCGCCUCUUGGCCAACCCCUUUUUUCAAUUCAGAACAUGCACUUCAGUUUUUUCAGCGCUCAGCAUCCCUAGCAUCAGCUGAUUUUAGUCGUUGUGCUCAGUGCACUCUCAGAUGAAAUGAGCUCAACUUUUGGAACACCAGCGGUCUCGUCAGUGUCACUUCUUGAUCACCAGCUAAUCAGAUUCAAGAGGGGGCGAGACUUCUUCUAUCAACUCUGCCAACAACAAUGGCAGAAGUCUGUAAAGAGGAGAAAAUAAGCCACUCUAAUGUUUUCAUGGUUUAGCUGCUGCUUAUACUUCGAUAUAUGAUCUUUUUAGAAUGCGAAUUGAAUGAAAGCAAAUAUGAAGCAUACAGUAAGUGAAGUAAGAGUGCUGUUGGACAACUUUCCUAUCCUCUCGAGCUCCCGUGAGAAGCACUCUGGACUCUAUCAGCACAGAAACCAGCAGUUAGUGGACACAGGCCUUAAGCUAGCACAUAGUAUCUUAUUAGCAUGCACAUGAGUAGCUUAUUAGCUCUUUGUUGGUCUUUAUUUGGCGCUUGGUGAUGCAGGACUGUAUCCUACCACAACAUGGCCGUUAAGUCAGAGUUUUAUCUCAGUCUCUUUUCUACUGAUAAUAGUAAGGACUGCAUGAUGAUUGUGUCUCAUUGAUACGUAUUGGCUUUAUGAGCUGCUAGAGUCACAAUCAUUAACAAAGCUUCUAAAGAUCAUAGUUCAUUCAACACCUGUAAUCAAUAAGCACUAAUGAGGAGGUUACGUCAGAUUGUGUUGAAGUUUGUCACUUUAGAUCUCAAAGUUGCAGAGAGGAACUAAAACCAUAAUUUACCUUGAUCUGGUUUGAAGCUACACCAUCAGGGUGGAGGUGGAUUCGACCAUAGUAAGAAUAUUGGGAGGUUUUCCAUGCGCUCCUGCCAACAUGGCAUCAAAGCAGCAUGAGGACAGUAGCCAUGCUGUUAUUAAGGAUUUAAGCCUAAUAUAACAAAAACUCAGGGCUCCUCAGGAGGAGGAAUCUUAGUUAAUGUCAAACAAGUGAAAACAGGAGGAUAACAAGCGCUCACAGAGGCAGUGUGGUGGACUCCAGGUAAAUGUCAGGUCCUCUUCAAGACAACAGAGGAAUCCAUGAGGGCUGACUUCAGGCACACUAAUAGAGGAAAGGAUGAAGUAAACAGCAGAUUGGUUUCAACCCUGAUGGAGACUACUGGGGAGUGUACCUGAAGACGGCCUUCAUGGAUUUCCUCUGCCGGCAUUAACUCUUGGUUAACAACCUGGUAGUUACAGAAUAUGGACAUGAUAGAUAAGACUUUAGAGCAUUUAAAAAGACAAGCAAAGAGCCAACAUCUUACUCGUGUGCAUGCAAACAAGAAACUAGUAACUGUUGAAUAUGUCUUCAGCAGAUAAAGUGUUACCAGACUUGUAACUGACCCAACUUUCCCCUCCCCCUCUUUAAUAUGCACAGGUUCACUUUAACUCAUCAUCAUAAAGGGCUAAUAUCUGCUCUCAGUCCCCAAACCAGAAACACAAACCUGAAGUCUUUGUCUCCGUGUCUCACAUCAGAUCUCAUUUCUACUGAAGCAUUCAUUUAUUCAUUCAGAGUUUUCAUGACGGACUAGUUUCCAUGCCUCUGAGCACCAACAGGUGUGGGACAGCAGACAUCUAAUCAUGCAGCCAUGUGCCUCACCCAUCCCUGCUGUAUGUCUAUACCAGUAGCAGACAGUUGCUUAGCAACUGGCUCCCAGCUAGAUGCAUCUUUGGCAUAGCUCUGCAAAAAAAGUCAAACAAUUAAAAUGAUGGUGAAACGUU